Phlebotomus papatasi is the source of this 2058-nucleotide messenger RNA. Its product is annotated as probable cytochrome P450 6d5. Lineage: Eukaryota; Metazoa; Arthropoda; Insecta; Diptera; Psychodidae. The record is from RefSeq and is a predicted model, not a curated record. The transcript has 3 exons. Gene Ontology annotation, molecular function: monooxygenase activity; iron ion binding; oxidoreductase activity, acting on paired donors, with incorporation or reduction of molecular oxygen. The coding region runs from base 50 to 1603 and encodes 517 amino acids.
AUUCAUAGUUGUUUCAGCUCAGUAGUGUACUUGGAGUGUUUUUUUCGAAAUGGCAGGCAUUGUGGAAAAUAUUUUACUUAAUGUAUACUUUCUUAUUUUUGUGGCUUUUGUAAUAAUUAUUUAUUUCUAUGUAAAAUAUGUCUUUUCCUACUGGGAACGCAAUAAUGUUCUUUAUAAAAAACCAAUUUUUCCAUUUGGAAAUUUUACUCCAGUAUUUAUGUCUAGACAAUCAUUUGGAGAAUUUUUACUAGAAAUGUACCAAUCGAUAACGGUCGACUUCAUUGGAUUAUAUGCUAUGGUCCGACCAAUUUUUUUUGUACGAAAUUUGGAGUUGUGUAGAAAUAUAUUAGUGAAAGACUUUCAUUUUUUUCAUGAUCGUGGUGUAUAUGUGGACGAAACAGUCGAUCCACUUUCAGGACACUUGUUCUCUCUCAGCGGUGAAAAAUGGAAGCAAUUGCGUGCCAAAUUAACACCAACAUUUACUUCUGGGAAACUUAAGGCUAUGUUUCAGACCUUAGUUGAUUGUGCUAACAGUUUGGAAAAAAAGCUGAAAGCAGAAGUUGACCAUAACACUGAAAUUGAAGUACGUGAUCUUAUGGCGAGAUAUACUACUAAUGUUAUUGCUUCGGUUGCAUUUGGUAUUGAAGUAGAUUCAAUAAACGAACCAAAUUGUUCAUUUAGACACUAUGGAAAAAAAGCAUUUGCUCCAACACUAAAAAAUGCUAUUAGAAAUGCAUUAUUUCUAAUCUUACCAAAAAUUGCUAAAUUAAUCAAAUUGAAAACGGUCGAGAGUGACUAUGAAAAAUUCAUUUUCUCCAUGGUCAAACAAACAAUUGACCACAGAGAAAAAAAUAAUAUCCAAAGAAAAGAUUUUAUGCAGCUUCUUCUUCAACUACGUAAUACUGGAAAUGUUGAUAGAGGAGAUGAAUGGAAUUUUACAUCGACAAAAGAUGAAUUGAAGAAAUUAUCCAUCAAUGAACUUGCAGCACAAGUUCAUGUUUUUUUUUUAGCUGGCUUUGAGACCUCAUCAACACUUAUGUCUUUCUUUCUUUAUGAAAUGGCCCGUAAUCAUGAUUGUCAAGAAAAAGUUCAAAAAGAAAUUGAUGAAGUGUUAGGAAGUCAUGAUGGAAAAUGGUCAUACGAGGCAAUUAUGGAAAUGAAAUAUUUAGAAGAUUGUAUCGAUGAAACUUUGCGCAUGUAUCCCCCUAUACCACUUCUUAAUCGAGAGUGUACAACAGAUUAUCUAAUACCAGGAACAAAAACCAUUAUUAAAAGAGGCACAGCAGUAUUAAUUCCUUGUAUUGGAUUUCAUUAUGAUCCUAAAUACUUUGAAAAUCCCAUGAUUUUUAAACCCGAAAGAUUUAAAACCGAAAACCAGAUUACAUCCUUCAAUCACCUGUCUUUUGGUGAUGGGCCUCGUGCAUGUAUUGGAAUAAGAUUAGGUAAAAUGCAAGCAAAAAUUGGAUUGGCCAUUAUUCUUCUAAAUUUUAAAAUUCAACUUGGUAAAAAAUUACAACACAGCAAAAUACAGUAUGCACCAGAAAGUAUCGUUCCUCUACCAAUUGGUGGGUUACAUUUAAAAUUUUCUCAUAGGAAAUUAUAAACAUUUUUAUGUAAAGCACACGAUUUGUUACAAUUUCAAAACUUACAAAAAUCAAAUUAAAUCAAAAUUGAAGAAAUUUACCUUUAUAUUAUUACUUUUGUGAAAUUAAUUAUAAUUGAUCGUAUAUAUUUUACCAAAUUCUAUCAAAACAUAUUUAUUCAGUUUACACAUGUAACCCGUGUUAGGUGUUAAGGGCGGGAGGUUCAAAAUUGAGGGUUAUGGCCUCUAUAGUUUGAGAGUAAUUUUUGGUCAAAAAAAUGCCUUUUUGAAAGAAAUUCCCUGCAGUGCUGUAGAUGGAAACCUGAAGAAAAUUUAAAAGAAAUCUUUGUCAAUUUUUGCUUUCAUUUAUCAAUUGCUGUGUGGUAAGGAAAAAAUAAAGAAAUGAUACAAUAAGAAAACUUUAAAAUCUAUGUUAUUAUAGAUGAUUUGAAAUAAAUAUACUGUGUUUAAAAGCA